AUGGGCUAUAAGGCCGGUAUGACCACGAUCGUGCGCGACCUCGAUCGACCUGGCGCAAAGAUGCACAAGAAGGAGGUUGUUGAAGCGGUCACGGUUAUCGAGACACCACCAGUAUGUCAAUGGCGGAAGGGAAUCCGAGCGAGGGCUAACACUGGGCAGAUGAUCGUUGUCGGUCUCGUGGGCUACAUCGAGACUCCUCGCGGCCUCCGAUCUCUCACCACCGUCUGGGCUGAGCAUCUCAGCGACGAAUUGCGACGACGAUUCUACAAGAACUGGUACCGAUCGAAGAAGAAGGCAUUCACCAAGUACGCCAAGCAACACUCGGACAACAAGGGAUCCUCGGUCACUCGUGAGCUCGAGCGCAUCAAGAAGUACUGCACCGUUGUCCGUGUCCUCGCACACACCCAGAUCCGCUCGACUCCGCUGAAGCAGAAGAAGGCGCAUUUGAUGGAAGUUCAGAUCAACGGUGGAAGCGUCGCAGACAAGGUCGAGUUCGGCCACGGCUUGUUCGAGAAGCCCGUCGAGAUCGACAGUGUCUUCGAGCAGAACGAGAUGAUUGAUGCCAUUGCUGUCACCAAGGGUCACGGUUUCCAGGGAGUCACCAGCAGAUGGGGUACCAAGAAGCUUCCGAGAAAGACACACAAGGGUCUGCGCAAGGUCGCCUGUAUCGGUGCAUGGCAUCCUUCGCACGUCCAAUGGACUGUCGCUCGUGCCGGUCAGAUGGGCUACCACCACCGUACCUCUGUCAAUCACAAGAUCUACCGUAUCGGCAAGGGCAAGGACGAGAAGAACGCAGCAACCGAGUUUGACGUUGUCAACAAGCAAAUCACACCAAUGGGUGGUUUCGUCCACUACGGUGAGGUCAAGAACGACUUCGUCAUGCUCAAGGGUUCCGUUCCCGGUGUCAAGAAGCGAGUCAUCACUCUCCGAAAGUCCAUGUUCCCUCACACCUCCCGCAAGGCUCUCGAGAAGGUCGAACUCAAGUGGAUCGAUACUUCGUCCAAAUUCGGUCAUGGUGCUUACCAGACUCCUCAGGAGAAGAGACAGUUCUUGGGCACACUCAAGAAGGACUUGGUUGCUUCCUCCUAA
Messenger RNA from Exophiala spinifera, 1089 nucleotides. Its product is annotated as 60S ribosomal protein L3. Gene Ontology annotation, biological process: ribosomal large subunit assembly; translation. The transcript has 2 exons. The record is from RefSeq and is a predicted model, not a curated record. Bases 1 to 1089 code for a protein of 362 amino acids. NCBI's taxonomy places the organism in Eukaryota, Fungi, Ascomycota, Eurotiomycetes, Chaetothyriales, Herpotrichiellaceae. Gene Ontology annotation, molecular function: structural constituent of ribosome; RNA binding. Gene Ontology annotation, cellular component: cytosolic large ribosomal subunit; ribosome.